Molecule: messenger RNA, 4576 nt
Organism: Columba livia (rock pigeon)
Lineage: Eukaryota; Metazoa; Chordata; Aves; Columbiformes; Columbidae
Product: endogenous retrovirus group K member 21 Gag polyprotein-like
Exons: 2
Coding region: 475-1638 (387 amino acids)
Biological process (GO): viral process
Molecular function (GO): nucleic acid binding; zinc ion binding
Source: RefSeq, a predicted model, not a curated record
AGCUUUGGUAUAAAGCUAGCCCGGUCUGACAAUAAAGUGAACUCUGUGAACAUCACAUUGGUGUGUCAGGUUCCGUCUCUCACAUGGAAAAAUGCAACAUUUUGGUGACCCCAAUGUGAUACUUCGUAUCGAAGAAGAUCGAGGAAAAGCCACCUGGACGGUGAGGAUAGCACCUGGAUGGUGAGGAUUAGCCGUGUGCUCAGAGAAUAGUGGAAAGUAGGCCUACGGGGAAUCAGGUGGCAUGGGAAACGUGGCAUUCGCGGAAGAAAAAAUAAUAGUGAAAAGUAUUCUGCAGCUGGCUGCACGAACAGGAAGAUACUAUUCGCCCAGCGGAAGGGGUGUGUCCGAUCGACGGACGAAUUUUUUUCUCCCGGUACAUGGGAGGACAUAGGGACUGAACUAUGGGAAGCGGUCACAAGGGGGAGCCGCGAGGCUUGCGACCUCGCCGGACCGUGGCGGGAGGUCAGGCAGCUGAUGGAGGAAGUCUCAGGGGAGCCGGAGGUGUGUGCCGUCCCCCCGGAGCCGCCCGCCGUGAGCUGCCCCCUCUCUGAGAACUCCGAAAAAUCGAUACCGCUGGUAUGUCCCGUAUCAGACUUGGAGUUCUGGAGCGGAGAGCAAAUUAUACCCUCUGCACCCUUUGAGCCAUGGCCUGCCUCUGACGACGAAUGGCAGCAACCAGCAAGUUUCAACAAGCCAGGACAAGUUAAUCCAGCUGAUGUGCCUUUGCCGGAGGAUCCAAUGGAGCACCAGGAGGGAGCACCACAGAAUCGCCCUGACUUCCAGGAGGAGAGCCACGUGCAGAGCCUGAAGGACUUACUGAGACGGCAGGAGAGCCAGAUGCAAGAAGUUCUAAACGCUAUGAAGCGACUAGAUGGCGGGUAUUUGUUGUUCUUGGACAAGUGGCAGGGGAAGGUGGAAUCGGCAGUGUUAGAAAAUGUUCAUUUACCAGCUGAUGAUCCAUUGCGAUUACCUAGCAUGGACCAAUUACCGGGUCAUGGACAAUAUGCGGAUGGUGCCACUCAGGCAGCACUUCAUCCAAGGAUUUUGCAGCAAACGCAAGGGCUUGCUCUGGCGGCAGUGAAAGAAUUGCCAAAUAUAGGUACCCCUGUGCCACCCUAUUCUACAAUAAAGCAGGAUCCUGGGGAACCCUAUAUGAAGUUUGUGGACUGUUUAAAAGAAGCUAUAGAUGCCUCUCCUAACCUGACUCCAGAGGCAAAAGCUGCUGUGGGGAAAGAUUUGGCCAUGAUGAAUGCAAACACCCAAUGCCAACAGAUAUUAGCCGGUUUGGGAAAAACUGCUUCUCUGGCAGAGAUGGUGGAAGCUUGUACACGGGUACCAAUUAUGCAACAGGAGGUAGAAAAGGCAAAAAUACAUGCUCAAGCCCACGCUGUGGCCUUGGCUGCAGCACUUAAGCCUGCAAUGAAAGGCCGAAGCCCUUCUUCUCUUGGCCUAGCAUGUUUUACUUGCGGACAGACAGGACAUCUUAAAAGAAACUGCCCUCAGUACGCUCGGAGAGGGGGACCUAGUAAUGGCACUAGUCAGUUGCCAGCUCCCCUCAAUUAUUCGCGCUUCGAUGGCACAUGCAGUCAGUGUGAUAAGUAUGGACACCGAGCAGUGGAGUGUCGAUCAAAAUUUUAAAAAGAUGGGACACCGCUGCCGGGAAACAGGAGGGCCAGCGCCAGGGGCUGGGGCGCGAUCACACCACAAUACCAGCCGAGAGGGGGAACAGCCAUGGUUGCUUGUCCGAGCUCAGGGCAGCAACCUCAGGAAGUGCAGGCGUCGAUCUGGCUGUGGAAACAGAUGUCACAAUAACAGACCAGUCUGUACAUGUAGUUCCAUCUACAGUAACGGGGCCCCUAGGGUAUGGAUUGAGUGCGCUUUUAAUAGGCCGCUCUUCUGCUUCAAGACAGGGAUUGUUUGUUUUGCCUGGAUUAGUAGACGCCAAUUAUGCUGGACCCAUAGGCAUUAUGUUGCAAGUCUUAACACCCCCUGUGACAAUUAAACAGGGAACCCGUAUAGCGCAAUUGGUACCCUUUAGAGCAUGUGAUCCUAAGGCUUUAGAUGCGGAAAGAGGUCAGAAAGGUUUUGGCUCUACUGGAGCCCCUGUGGUUGCUUUCACAGAAAAACUGACUUUGGACAAACCAUCUAGGUUAGUUUCCAUAUAUGGGCCUGGAAGUGAGAUUAGAAGAAAAAGAAUGCUUUUAGAUUCAGGUGCAGAUGUGAUGAUUAUCCCUUGCACUGAUUGGCCUCCAUGUUGGCCUUUAGAAGCAGUAAAUACCAUGGUAGUGGGGAUUGGGGGGGGCACUCCUACCCACAUCAGCACACAUAUGGUUAAGAUAAGAGAAGAGGUUGAGGGCUUAGAAGCAUGGGUACGACCUUAUGUUCUGAACAUGACAAUUACAUUACUAGGAAGAGAUGUGAUGUCUCAGUGGGGAAGAGCCCUGCAGUCGCCUUUUUGAUAAUGGCCAUUGCGGCGAGUGACACCCAGCCUUAUAUGAAGCUGAGUUGGGAAAAAAAUGAUCCUGUCUGGGUGGAUCACUGGCCAUUACCAAAAGAAAAGCUCGUGCAUUUAGAGGAGUUGGUUGAAGAGCAACUCCGUCUUGGACAUUUGGUCCCUUUCACCAGCCCAUGGAAUAUACCUGUUUUUACUACCCAGAAGAAAUCAGGGAAGUGGUGUUUGUUACAGGAUCUCAGGGCAAUUAAUGCAGUAAUGAAAGAUAUGGGCGUACUGCAACCAGGUCUUCCUACCCCAACCAUGCUUCUAAAAGAUUGGGAUAUAAUUGUCAUUGAUUUGAAGGAUUGUUUUUUCAUGAUCCCAUUACAGCCAGAGGAUUGUGAAAAGUUUGCCUUUACUGUUCCAGUGCUUAAUCAUCAAGCUCCCACGAAAAGAUAUCAUUGGGUAGUGUUACCUCAGGGAAUGAAAAAUUCUCCUACUAUUUGCCAAUGGUAUGUAGAUUUGGCUUUAAAGUCGUUUAGGCAACAACACCCUCAGAUGAUCAUCUAUCAUUAUGUGGAUGAUAUCCUUUUGUGCAAUGAAAAGGAAAUUAGUGAGGAUACAGUAAUUCAGUUGACAAAGCAAUUAGGUCAGUGGGGUCUGGUUGUGGCACCAGAAAAAGUACAGCGAACUGCACCAUUGAAAUAUUUAGGAUAUGAGCUAACCCAGGCCAUGAUUAGACCUCAGAAGCUUACUAUGAAAGCAAAGGUAGCAACCCUUCACAAUGCAAUGAAGUUGGUAGGGGACUUGCAGUGGAUAAGAAAUGUUGUGGGAAUUACAAAUACAGAUUUGCAACCGUUCUUUAGUCUCCUCUGUGGGGGACGAGACCCCCAAGAACCACGGUGCCUUACACCAGAAGCACAAAAAGCGCUUGAGCAGAUUGCAAGAAAAAUUUAACAGAAUACUGCUCAGCGGAUAAGAUUAGAAUUGCCUGGACAGCGCCAGUAUUUAUAAUGCAUAUAAAAAGCCAUUCUAAUCUAACAGGUGGUCUAGUUGAGGGAAACAACAUUACAGACAAACUUGUGGCAGUGACAGAUGUAUCUCCUUUUGAACAAGCCAGACAAUCUCAUGAGUUCUUCCAUCAGUCCUCAGCAUCACUCUGAAAACAGUUUGCACUUACCAAGGAACAAGCUCAAUCCAUUAUUGCAGCUUGGCCUGAUUGUGCCCGCAUAGUGCCUCUGCAACAAAAGGGAAUAAAUCCUCGAGGCUUGCAGCCAGGUCAGUUAUGGCAAACUGAUAUUACUGAAUUUGCACCGUUUGGCAGACAAAAGUACAUUCAUGUGUCCAUGUGUCCAUAGACAGCCAUGUCUCAUGGUCAUCCUGCUGUCCACCAGGACCCCCAGGUCCCUUUCCCCUACGCUGCUCACUAACAGGUCGUUCCCCAACUUAUACUGGAACCUGGGGUUGUUCCUGCCCAGAUGCAAAACUCUACACUUGCCCUUGUUACAUUUCAUUACAUUUUUCCCCGCCCAACUCUCCAGCCUGUCUAGGUCUCUCUGGAUGGCAGCACAGCCUUCUGGCGUGUCAGCCACUCCUCCCAGUUUGGUGUCAUCAGCAAACUUGCUGAUAGUACACUCUAUUCCCUCAUCCAAGUAAUUAAUGAAUAUAUUGAAUAGUACUGGUCCCAGUACUGAUCCUUGAGGGACUCCACUAAAUACAGGCCUCCAACUAGACUCUGCCCCAUUGGCCACAACUCUAUGGCUUCUUUCCUUCAGCCAGUUCGCAGUCCACCUCACUACCUGAUCAUCCAGACCUUACGUCCUCAGUUUAGCAGCAAGGAGGCUGUGGGAGACUGUGUCAAAUGCUUUACUGAAAUCAAGGUAGACCACAUUCACUGCUUUGCCAUCAUCUAUCCACCUCCUUAUGUCCUCAUAAAAGGCUAUGAGGUUGGUUAAGCAUGACUUCCUCUUAGUGAAGCCAUGUUGACUGCCCCUAAUGACACUCUUAUCCUUGAUAUGCCUUGAGAUGGCACCAAGGAUAAGUUGUUCCAUCACCUUUCCAGGGAUGGAGGUGAGGCUGACUGGUCUACAGUUACAUGGGUCCUCCUCCUUGCCCUUUUUGAAGACUGGAGUGACAUUUGCU